CCCCAUGGAGAUGUGGGGAGCAGUUCCACCCCCAUGGAGAUGUGGGGAGAAAUUCCUACCCCAUGGAGAUGUGGGGAGCAGUUCCUCUGGCUGGGUGUCCCCAUGGAGAUGUGGGGAGCAGUUCCACCCCCAUGGAGAUGUGGGGAGCAAUUCCUACCCCAUGGAGAUGUGGGGAGCAGCUCCUCCAUCUGGGUGUCCCCAUGGAGAUGUGGGGAACAGUUCCUGUGGCUGGGUGUCCCCAUGGAGCUCUGGGGAGCAGCUCCUCCGGCUGGGUGUCCUCGUGGAGAUGUGGGGAAAAAUUCCUACCCCAUGGAGCUCUGAGGAGCACUUCCACCCCAUGGAGAUGUGGGGAGCAGUUCCUGUGGCUGGGUGUCCCCAUGGAGAUGUGGGGAGCAGCUCCUCCAGCUGAUGUCCCCAUGGAGAUGUGGGGAGAAAUUCCUUUCCCAUGAAGCUCUGGGGAGCAGUUGCACCCCCAUGGAGCUCUGGGGAGCAAUUCCUCCAGCUGGGUGUCCUCGUGGAGAUGUGGGGAGAAAUUCCUACCCCAUGGAGAUGUGGGGAGCAGUUGCACCCCCAUGGAGCUGUGGGGAGCAGUUCCUCUGUCUGGGUGUCCCCAUGGAGAUGUGAGGAGCAGUUCCACCCCCAUGGAGAUGUGGGGAGCAGUUUGUCCCCCAUGGAGCUGUGGGGAGCAGCUCCUCCAGCUGGAUGUCCCCAUGGAGCUGUGACAGUGACAGGAGGGGACAAACCCCUGGCCAGUGUGGGGGUUCCUCAUGGACAGCAGUGCCAGGAAAGGAGGCAGCAGAAUCCCUGGAUGUGGUUCUGGAGGCGCUACCAGACCCCUGGAGCAGCUGGAUGGCGCUGUCCCAGUCCUGGAGCUGCCAGCACUGUCCCCAAUGUCACUGCUGGGGACAGCCAGGGCAGGGACCUGUUCCAGGGGGGAUCCAGUCGGGAACCAGAGAGGCACAGGGACCUGUUCCAGGUGGGAUCCUCCUCCAGGUGAGCUCGGAUCAGGAGUCAGAGAGGCACAGGGCCCUGUUCCAGGUGGGAUCCCCCUCAGGUGGUCUCGGAUCAGGAAUCAGAGAGGCACAGGGCCCUGUUCCAGGCGGGAUCCUCCUCCAGGUGAGCUCGGAUCAGGAGUCAGAGAGGCACAGGGCCCUGUUCCAGGUGGGAUCCUCCCUCAGGUGGGCUCGGAUCAGGAGUCAGAGAGGCACAGGGCCCUGUUCCAGGUGGGAUCCCCCUCAGGUGAGCUCGGAUCAGGAGCCAGAGAGGCACAGGGCCCUGUUCCAGGUGGGAUCCCCCCUCAGGUGAGCUCGGAUCAGGAGUCAGAGAGGCA
This is a messenger RNA of Serinus canaria (Common canary), 1330 nucleotides long. RefSeq lists its product as uncharacterized. The transcript is spliced from 5 exons. NCBI's taxonomy places the organism in Eukaryota, Metazoa, Chordata, Aves, Passeriformes, Fringillidae. Bases 703 to 1305 code for a protein of 200 amino acids. The record is from RefSeq and is a predicted model, not a curated record.